Triticum urartu is the source of this 1786-nucleotide messenger RNA. It is a transcript of the gene MK, whose product is annotated as mevalonate kinase. Lineage: Eukaryota; Viridiplantae; Streptophyta; Magnoliopsida; Poales; Poaceae. Gene Ontology annotation, molecular function: ATP binding; mevalonate kinase activity. Gene Ontology annotation, biological process: isopentenyl diphosphate biosynthetic process, mevalonate pathway; isoprenoid biosynthetic process. The record is from RefSeq and is a predicted model, not a curated record. Gene Ontology annotation, cellular component: cytoplasm; cytosol.
CCAAAGUUCCCGUCGCUGCGUUCAGGCAGCCGCCGGCGACCAGUGAAUGCUUCCGCAUCCCGUCGCGCAAAAGGUAGCUGAGACGAGUGUCCAGCCGCCAGCGAGCCUACCCUACCCGAGCUCACCCACAUCGGCAGCCGCCACCGCCGCCGCCGCGUUGCUGCGCGCAGAGGAGGAGCGUCAUGAUUUGAUCCUCUGAAUCUUUCCCCACGCCGGGCGAUACUUCCUAUGCGCCACCGCCGCCCGCGGAUCACACAGCAGCGGCAGUAGCGCGAGGGAGGCAGUCAGAGGCCGAAAGAUUUGGAUCGAUGGAGAUCCGCGCCCGCGCGCCCGGCAAGAUCAUCCUCGCCGGCGAGCACGCCGUCGUCCACGGCUCCUCCGCCGUCGCCGCCGCCAUCGACCUCUACACGCAGUCCUCCCUCCACCUGCCCCCGCCAGGGGAUGGCGGCGCCGGCGGGGAGGUGGAGGUCGACCUGACGGACUCGGGCCUCGCCUUCUCCUGGCCAUGCUCGCGCCUCCUCGAGGCGCUGGGGGAGACCUGCCGCAAGGCGGAGCUGCAGGCCCCGAGGCCCUGCUCCCCGGAGGAGCUGGCCUCCAUUGCCAGGCUCGUGGAGCUGCACGAGAUACCCGAGGCCAAGAUCUGGCUCUCCGCAGGCCUCUCCGCGUUCCUCUACCUCUACACUUCCAUCCUGGGGUGUAGGCCUGGGAAGGUCGUGGUGAGCUCGGGUCUGCCGAUGGGCGCGGGGCUUGGUUCGUCGGCCGCGUUCUCCGUGUCGUUGUCAGGCGCGCUGCUGACGGCGGCAGGAGUGGUUUGCGCUGAGGGCGCCGUCGACGGAACAGAGUGGCGGUUGUUGGGGAAGGAUCAUCUUGAGCUGGUUAACACGUGGGCGUUCCAGGGGGAAAAGAUUAUUCAUGGCAAGCCUUCUGGCAUUGACAACGCUGUCAGCACUUUUGGGAGCAUGAUCAAAUUCAAGAAGGGAGAAUUGACAAACCUCAAAUCUGGCAAUCCAGUCAAAAUGCUCAUUACUGAUACAAGGGUUGGUAGGAACACCAAGGCUCUGGUUGCUGGUGUGUCUGAAAGAGCAUCUAGGCAUCCCGAUGCUAUGGCUUCCGUCUUCCAUGCAGUGAACACCAUUAGUGAAGAGCUUUCCAGCAUUGUCGAGUUAGCUGCCACUGAUGAGAUAGCCAUGACCUCAAAGGAAGAAAAGCUAGCAGAACUCAUGGAGAUGAACCAAGGUUUGCUCCAGUGCAUGGGAGUCAGCCAUUCCUCUAUAGAAACCGUGCUGCGCUCGACAUUGAAGUAUAACUUGGUCUCGAAGCUCACCGGAGCUGGUGGUGGAGGCUGUGUUUUGACGUUGAUACCAACUCUAUUGUCCAAGUUAGUUUUGGAGAAGGUCACCACGGAGCUAGAAUCGCAUGGUUUCCGCUGCUUCAAAGUCGAGGUCGGUGGACAAGGUCUUCAGAUUCACCAAGGAUAAGAUAAUGCUCGCUCCUCUUUCAAUGGAGAUGUUGUACACUAUUUUUAGGUUUGCUUGACCUUCUGAGACGAAAGUAUUCUUUCUAUUCUGUGCCUAGCAGACCACUCACUGUAUCAAUCAAUAAGCGAGUUUGUCAGUCGCAUGAUUGUUGUUGUAUCAGAUCAAUAAACCCUGUUCCAUAGUCGGGCGUGGUUGGAAGGAAUAUUUGAGGUGCCAUGUUGCAUCUGAUCUGAUGUAUCAUUGUUAUCAAAGUUGAGUUCAUUGGGUUGGGUCAUUUUUCUUGUAAUAAAUAAACUCUCUGCCUGCUC